This is a messenger RNA of Erythranthe guttata (spotted monkey flower), 1048 nucleotides long. RefSeq names its product Thymidine kinase (gene TK1A). Lineage: Eukaryota; Viridiplantae; Streptophyta; Magnoliopsida; Lamiales; Phrymaceae. The record is from RefSeq and is a predicted model, not a curated record. Gene Ontology annotation, molecular function: thymidine kinase activity; ATP binding. Gene Ontology annotation, biological process: thymidine metabolic process.
AGAGUAAAAAAUGGUAAAAAAAAUCCAAUCUUGAUGUUGGAAUCAACAAAUCGCAUUCAAAAGAGUGUUGGAUGGCGGUUAGCAAUUAGGAUCAGUGCUCUGUACUCUACUUUUUCCCUCCAAAAAAAUUCAAUCUUUUCACACAAGAUUCAAUUUUUAAUUUUCCUUUUUUUAUUUUCGGAAUUCAAAAUAAAAAAGCACUAUAAAUUCAAGUACAAUCCAUUUCGUCCCCACUCAACCACUCCUCCACCAAUCCCUACUCAAGUUCAACCCCACACCAAUCCCCACUAAUCAUGUCUCCUCCCUCUCCCCGCCGCUCCGGCGAGAUCCACGUCAUCGUCGGACCCAUGUUCGCCGGCAAGACCACCGCCCUCCUCCGCCGUGUUAUCUCCGAAUCCGACUCCGGCAGGAAAGUGGUGAUGAUAAAAUCGAGCAAGGAUAAUCGAUACGCAACGGAUGCAGUGGUGACGCAUGAUGGAACAAAGUUCCCUUGCUGGGCUUUGCCAGAUCUCUUGUCUUUUAAGCACAACUGUGGUGCCGAAGCAUAUUCCAAAUUGGAUGUGAUUGGUAUUGACGAAGCUCAAUUCUUCGGGGACCUCUACGAUUUCUGCUGUGAGGCAGCCGAUCUCGACGGUAAAACAGUAGUAGUUGCUGGCCUCGACGGUGAUUACUUAAGGAGGAGUUUCGGAUCGGUGGUGAGUGUGAUUCCACUUGCGGACACUGUAACGAAAUUGACAGCACGGUGUGAAGUAUGUGGCAAAAGGGCUUUGUUCACUCUGAGGAAGACCGACCAGACACAAACGGAGCUUAUUGGCGGUGCUGAUGUGUACAUGCCUGUUUGCCGGCAGCACUAUACGAACGGACAAGGUGGAACUGCUUCUGAAACAUCUGCUGCUGCUGUUUAGAAUGUUCUAUUUCAUUGUCUUGAUUCUCUUCUCUUCUGUUUUCUUUUUUGUAUAGUUUUAGUUUUAUUAUGUUUUGGAAUGAGUUUAAGAUGAUUAGUGUUUGAUGAACUAUUGUUAAUCAAGGCUUUAUGAUUAUUGGUUAA